AUGGGAGCCGGGAGCGUUCCGCGCGUCGGCACCGCUGCGUGGACCGCCGCUCGGCUCGCGUGGCGCGACAGGGCGACCGCGUCCGCCCGCGCGCUCAUCGCCGCCCGACGCGCCGCAGCGGGCGCGCCCCCGUUAACGGAUGCGUUAGAGCCCCAGAAAACCCCCCUUGACGCGGGCGUGCACGCGACGCCCGCGCAUCGCUCCUCGAUGUCGCCGAGGGACUGCUGGCCCCCGGGCGCGUCGCAACCGCGCCCGGGGAUGGCAUCGCGGCACGUCAUCGACGACGCGUUCGACCCGCGCGACCUGUCCGUCCUCGUCGCGGCGGCGAAGAUGUCCAUGCACGCGUUGCGCGCGUCGGGUUCCGGGGAGGCGUCGGCGGCUGCGUUGGGUCGCGCGAGCGAGGGGAUACUCGGUCUCGACGCGCACAUCGCGAUGCGCCGGACGAUACGGACGAUGACUGAGACGGCGCGUCGGGCCGUUCACGGCGUCCCGCCCGUCGUCCCACCCGUCCCCGCCAGAGACGACCGAACGGAGGAGGGUGCCCACUCGGGGGAUGACCUCGACGCCCCGACCCUCCACCCCGCGGGCGCGCUCUUCACCCACAUCGUCCCCGGCGAGACGUCCGUUACGUCCGUUACGCCCGGCACCCAAAUCGACACCACGCACGGGUACUGGAGCCCCCACGUCGACAAGGCGAACGUCCCGGAGUACGACGUCAGCGCGGUGCUGUACCUGUCCGACGGCGACGGCGUCGACUUCGCCGGCGGGGAGUUGCAUUUUAUGGAUGCGAUCGGCGGGUGGAAGACGGUCACGCCGCGGCGGAACAGGCUCGUCGUGUUCAGCUCGGGGGAGGAGAACGUCCACGCCGUGGGGGUGGUGACGUCGGGGGAGCGGACGACGCUCAACCUCUGGCUGACCCGGGAUCCGAGAGUCGCCGCGCCAGACGACGAUUGA
Messenger RNA from Micromonas commoda, 954 nucleotides. RefSeq lists its product with no specific name. The record is from RefSeq and is a predicted model, not a curated record. Bases 1 to 954 code for a protein of 317 amino acids. Gene Ontology annotation, molecular function: oxidoreductase activity, acting on paired donors, with incorporation or reduction of molecular oxygen; L-ascorbic acid binding; iron ion binding. Lineage: Eukaryota; Viridiplantae; Chlorophyta; Mamiellophyceae; Mamiellales; Mamiellaceae. The transcript has a single exon. Gene Ontology annotation, cellular component: membrane.